AUGUUCCCUAAGAUUGCCAUCUUCUGCGCUGUUCUUGCAGCAGCACAUGCUUCCCUCGCAGGAUCUUAUGUAUGGGGAGUUGCUGCACCUGCAGUAGCCGCCGCUCCAGUCUAUGGUAAAGCACUCGUUGCUGCACCUGCAGUAGCCGCUCCAGUCUAUGGUAAAGCAUUCGUUGCCGCACCUGCUGUAGCCACCAUUUCAGCUCAAAAGACAGCCCUCGGCCCAGUUGUCUCCGCUCCACCUGUUGUCGCUGCUGUUCCAUUUCCUGUCGCCACGCCUUAUGUUGCUGCUCCCUAUGCCUACAGUACAGGAUUGGUUGCAAGACCAAGUCUGGCUGCACCCCUUGUUGGAGCUCCCUAUGGUUUGGGAGUUGGAAAGCUCGGUUAUAGUCUUGGAAAGGCCAUCUGA
Molecule: messenger RNA, 408 nt
Organism: Argiope bruennichi
Lineage: Eukaryota; Metazoa; Arthropoda; Arachnida; Araneae; Araneidae
Product: cuticle protein 38-like
Exons: 2
Coding region: 1-408 (135 amino acids)
Source: RefSeq, a predicted model, not a curated record